UAUAAAUCUGUCAUUCUCAUUGAAAGCAAGUCUGAAUGAUAUAUCUGUGUUUCCCGUUUUUACGUUUUGUUCACCAGCUUAAAACAGUUGAAAAUAUAAUAUUUGGGGUUAUGGAAAAGAUCAUUCACAGCGGUUUAGACGGUACAAGUAUUCUCUACACUAUACUUGCUUGUUUUGUCACAAACUGAAAUUAGACGAACUAUUCGAAUUUUAGCAACUAGGAAAUGCCGGAGCGAUUUCGGAAUUGGUCAUCUUUAAUCAUAUUUAUCCUAUCAUAUAAUCGCUUUUGCCACAUUCCAAUUGAGGUGGGAAGUAAACUACAAUGUUCAAUUAAUAUUAUUUGUAAAUCAGUCAGAGACAAUUUACCCAUGAUACAUUGCGGUUUUGAGCCUCUCGAACACGGCCAUUGGUAACCAAUCGGCGUAGCAGCAGAUACACAAGUAAUCACCAAACAACUUCUGGAUGCUAACUAUAGUGAUGAUAUCAGCUGAAACUUGAAUUUAACUUGGUAACUUGAACGAAUAGGUGGCUUUCUAUCUAGAUAUCUGUAACCACGACACCGAAGAUUUGUUUGAAAAACGCAAGGAGGUAGUCCAUUAUGUGAUUUGAUGUUACGCCGAUAGCUCGCUAAACUAGUAGCAACAUUUAUUCUAGAAACGCGCAACGUUUCUAGCUGCUACGUUAGUUAAUGUGCAAGGGGGUGGCUAGAUACAUCACCCCACUUUACCUCCUGAUCUGCGGAAACAAUGGCUAGUCCUGCCCCUCCACCAGCCACUGUCUCGACCGCCACUGAGAACCCCAGCAGCUCGACUGCUGCUGGGGAGGGUGGCAAUCAGGACAGCACCUUCGAAUGCAACAUCUGCCUGGACACCUCCAAGGAUGCGGUGAUCAGUCUGUGUGGGCAUCUCUUUUGUUGGCCCUGUUUACAUCAGUGGUUAGAGACCAGACCUAACAGACAAGUGUGUCCAGUGUGCAAGGCAGGCAUCAGUCGAGACAAAGUCAUCCCACUAUAUGGCAGGGGAAGCACAGGCCAGCAGGACCCACGGGAGCGAACGCCUCCUCGACCACAAGGACAGAGGCCAGAGCCAGAAAAUCGUGGGUUCGGCUUUGGAGACGGAGGAUUCCAGAUGUCUUUUGGCAUUGGUGCCUUUCCAUUUGGCAUUUUCUCUACAGCUUUUAACAUCAAUGAUGGAAGACCACACCCAGCUGCCCCUGGGACCCCCCAGCACAUGGAUGAACAGUUCUUGUCCCAACUCUUUCUAAUUGUGGCUCUGGUGAUUGUGUUUUGGCUACUAAUCACAUAAAUGUCUGGGCGGCCAGGACUAAGGCUCAAUUUGGACAGUUCUUAAUACUCUGUUUCCAGAUACUUGUUUGAUUUUGUUUGAUCCACAUUCUAAGUAUUGUCCUCUGAACUUGCCGUUGGUUUAUUUUCAGUAAUUGAGAUUAAACUGUUUGAUUACAUCUGUACUAUGAAUCCUACAGAAGUCUUAAAAUGGCCCUACCUCUUCAUUUCCAUCAAUGGUGUGUUUUUUAAUAGACAAAGUUUCCUUGGCUGGCAAAAUAUAACCAGAUUUUAAAAGAAAAAAAUGGCAAAUCGGUAAAUGUAAGGUAUCGGAUAUACCCUCUGUGUUUGUAUGGAUGUAGAUUAUGAGCAGUAUGUCCUGUUUCUGAACUGAAUAUCAAUUCGGGAAGAGAUGUAUAAUUGGCGAUAGACUUUUAAAUUGUUGACACAAUUGCCUUUUGAGUAACAUUACCAGUAUGCAGCCAUAUUAACAAUACAGUAAGUAGGACAUUGUGGUGUCAGCAAGGGAAUAGUCCAAAGUAUUGAUAUGGGUUUAAGUUAUUGAAUGAUAUUAACUGGUAUGUCCUCAGUUGCCAUAGGAGCUAUUUUGCGAACUAUUUCUCAUGUUUCAGAAAAUAAGCUUACAAUUUAAAGGAGCUAUUUUUGGUUGAAUGAUAGUCAUUGUCUGCCACUAGUAAGACUUAUUUAGUACAAAUGGAAAUGUAGAAUUCUAAUGCAUAUGCUUAUAUAAUAAAGAACUUGGGGGGGGGGGGUGCAAAAGGUGUAAAAGAUUUUGAUUUCUUCAACCAGACAACUAUCAAGAUGAAUGUCAUUAGUAACAGAAGCUGUUAUUUGAUGUGCUCCCUCACUAAUUGAUUUUUACUUCACCACUUUCUCACUGUAAUAAAAAGUUGAAUAUAAAAAAUGGAUUAUUAAAAUAGCAUAAGCAUCUGUAAUAGACUGUUUGCUUCAUAUCCUACUGAGAACUUUAAACAAACACCUUUGUAUGGGUAGUCAAUGUUUCUCUAAUCAGGCUGCAACCAUUUAAUGGCAUUCAAAGAAACAUAACAGCUCAUUGUAUUUUCAAUUGGGUUAACUUGCAUUCAUAACAGAAAAUGCUUUAAGAUCUAUUAAAAUAAUUGAUUUGGUUGUUAAUCAACUCUUGUGAAAAAUAUAAAAGUAUCUCUCAAUAUGA
This is a messenger RNA of Oncorhynchus kisutch (coho salmon), 2477 nucleotides long. Its product is annotated as E3 ubiquitin-protein ligase RNF185-like. Lineage: Eukaryota; Metazoa; Chordata; Actinopteri; Salmoniformes; Salmonidae. Gene Ontology annotation, molecular function: metal ion binding; ubiquitin protein ligase activity. Gene Ontology annotation, cellular component: endoplasmic reticulum. The record is from RefSeq and is a predicted model, not a curated record. Gene Ontology annotation, biological process: ubiquitin-dependent protein catabolic process. The coding region runs from base 747 to 1304 and encodes 185 amino acids. The transcript has 7 exons.